This is a messenger RNA of Xenopus laevis (African clawed frog), 5141 nucleotides long. It is a transcript of the gene tmem131l.L, whose product is annotated as transmembrane 131 like L homeolog. The record is from RefSeq and is a predicted model, not a curated record. Lineage: Eukaryota; Metazoa; Chordata; Amphibia; Anura; Pipidae. Gene Ontology annotation, biological process: negative regulation of canonical Wnt signaling pathway. Bases 139 to 5004 code for a protein of 1621 amino acids. Gene Ontology annotation, cellular component: membrane; plasma membrane. The transcript has 36 exons.
GGGACGCGCUCAUACACACGCACACACUUACAGAGAGGAGGCUACAGACCCACGUGUGCACGACGGGCCCGCCCGCACUGCUGCUUCUGCUGACACCCGAGCGAGCGCAGAGGCAGGAGCCCGAGCAAGAGGGGCAGCAUGGCGGGGCUGCUCUACCCGCUCAGGGCCAGCGAGUGCUCCACUGCCACUACAGUCAACAUCUUGCUGGGGGUUUUCCACGUCCUAUUGCCCUGCUUUCGGCAAGGAGGGGGACAAGUGAUUGAACCAGUUCCCAGCAUGGUGGAGCUCUGGCAAGCUGAAGAGGCAGAGCUGAUGCUUCACUCUCAGACGGAUUCUGAUCAGAACCCAGGGGAGAAUCCUCAAGAACAAAAUUUUGCAAGGCCUAGUGGGAGGGCCUUACAUCUGCAGCCUUCGGUUUUAGACUUUGGAACUCAGUCAUUGGGGCUCCCCAAAGUCCAAACCUUCUGUGCUUUCAACCCUUGUAGGGAUAGAGAUGUUGAAGUGAAUUCAGUGUUUACAAGUGGUAGACAUUUCCACGUGUCUCCCAUACAGAGCAGGGUUAUUCGAGCCCGGGGGAAGGCUUCGUUUACAGUUGUCUUCUUGCCUGAUAAUGAGGGAAAUUUUGAAAGCUCUAUAUUUAUAAAUACUUCCUCGCAUGGGAUUCUGUCCUACCAGGUGUUUGGAGUGGGGAUUCCUGCAGCUGGCUCUGAUGAUUCCAAGAAUGCACUUCAGAACACCGAUGUAAUAUUUCCACAUAUUGCAAAUAUUCAUCUUUCACAAUCACAGUCAGAAGCCAUAAACUCCAGCGUUUGGCAGGUCCGCCUAAAAUGCAGUGUUCCUUUCAAAAAGCACCAGCAAGGCAAGAACUGUUUGCCAUCAGGACACUCGCUACUGCUGCAGAUCUACUUUGCUGUCAGGCUGGAUGGCGGCCAACACGAUUUGGAGACUCUCAGGAAUUACGUGCUGGAGAAUAUUUUUAUGAUCUUCGUAAGAAGCAGUCACAAUGGAAAUAUUGAUGAUCCCACAAUUGGUGUAUAUGUGUUAAAUUCUGGCAGUGGUCUUGUUCAUAUGCAGGAUGUUCAUCAUUUUCUAGGUGACACAUUGACUGUAAACUUUGAGCCUGUGAUGCUUCUGAGUGCUUCCAUAAACUUUACAAGGGCUGCCACCAUAUCCUGCUCAGCUAUAGCAUGUGAUUUAGAGAACGCUUUCACAGACGACAACAAAUGGAAUGUUCCUGAGGCUGCUGCUGCCCCGUACCCCUGCAUCUCCCAUAAUGUGACAGACAGGUAUCUUGGAUUGGAUCUGUCAAACAUAUCUUUCUAUAUGCAACCACUUCAGGACCCUAUUGGUUUAUGGUCUAUAUGGCUUGAAAAUAACUUCAACUUCCAUAUAUCUCUGUCAGAAGUGUCAGUGGCACAAGGAAAAGAAGACUUAUUAAAGAUUCUUAACUUUACCAGACUGUUGGCAUUGCCUCCUGGUUGCUGGAAGGUGUUUACAUUUAAAAUUCAAGCCAAAGAUGCCCCUUUGAACUACCUAACAUACAUUCUGGUUGGCACCUCUCUGGGCACCACAUUUAAGAUUCCUGUCCAUGUUCAGUCUGCAUUUUCUAAGCUGGGAAACAUGCAGGAUAAGAUUCAUGCACAAUGUGGAGAACAUCCACUUAUCAGAAUCCUAGAUGCUGGAGGAGCUCUUCGGUGGCAGCAGAGCCUUUCCCUUAGUAUGUCUGCAUGGGGUAUUGAUUAUGAGCUUGGGACGGAAAUUUAUGAGAAAUAUCAGAAGAUGCACGAUGGAGAAAAUGUUGGAAAGGAAAACUUGGAGGGCUCCAGGUCUGCAAGGCAGAAGAGUGAUGGAAAGAAACACUUUGUCUCCUUUCUCCCACAGUUAAUCACCAAGCCUGGUGUUGUGGUUAAUUUCACUGCAACUGCACUAAGUAACAACUCUAGGGAUUGGCAAUAUACCACUGUUUACGUCUCACAUAAUGUUAAGAUUAUGCAUGUUACUCUAAAGAAUCCAACCCCCUUCCCAGUGACAGUGCAACUUCUACCUCUCUCCCAUUAUCCUAAUCCACAAGCUGCUCUGAGCAUGCUCAGCAAAUGGUAUGGUGUGAAGGAGCAGGCUUUUGAUGUCACAACUGCUGAAUUUAGGCUUCAGAAAGAAUGCAGCGACAUGCACGAAGAGCCUGAUGAAUGCAGUACUGAAGUACUAGAGUUACAGCUGCUACCCUGGGAGAGUCAGCGGAUUGGUGUAAUAUUUACCCCACUUGAUUACAGAAAAGUUACCUCACUCAUACUGAUCAGGAAUAAUCUGACCAUUCUGGACAUGAUCACUGUGGAAGGUGUAGGAGCACGGGAGAUGUUGCGCAUGGGAGGAAGACUUCCCGGCAUAGGGGGAUCCCUCAGAUUUAAAGUACCAGAGUCAACAUUGAUGGACUGUCGACAACAGCUAAAGGAAAGCAAGCAGAUUUUGUCCAUCACAAAGGUCUUCAAAGUUGAGAAUAUUGGCUCCCUGCCCAUAACCAUACAGUCUAUGAAGAUUAAUGGGUACAGCUGCCAAGGCUUUGGGUUUGAAGUGCUGGACUGCCAUGCCUUUUCUCUCAGCCAAAACUCUUCUAGAGAAAUCAGUAUUGUAUUCAUUCCGGAUUUCACAUCAUCAUGGGUUAUUCGUGAAUUGACUCUUGUGAGUGCUUCCAAUCUAGAAUUCCGAUUUACACUUAACGUGACUCUGCCUCACCAUUUGCUCCCACUGUGUGCAGACGGUGUUCCAGGCCCAAGUUGGGAGAAUUCUUUCUGGAAGAUUACGGUCUUGUGUGUCAGUUUUUCUCUGCUUGCCGUCAUUUUAAUAGCCACCCAACACGCACAUUGUAUUCUAAUCGAUUUUUUAAAGUCAAGACACAGAAACUGUGCAAUCUCUGCAUCUCCCCAAAUCUCCAGUCAAGUGGACACAAUCACAUCUGAGUCAUUCAGGGGAAGUUGCAAGAAUUACACAGAUUCCUUUAGCUCCCCUGAUAAAGGGAAAGGAAGAGGGUGUCUGACUGUCACCGCACCCCAGAACAGAAGCCAGAAUGCAUCCAAGAGGGGUCCUGCAACGUACAGCCACUCUCAAAAGAAGCACAAGUGCUCGGUUUACUACAGUGUAAAGCAGAAAUCCUCGAGCAGUGCAGCAAGCAGUAUUGCCACGUUGUGUGAUGCAAGUGAACAGCAAACCUCAGAUAUGCCCUCUGCAUGCCCAAAGGACUCAGAUUGUAAUGAGAUCCCGAACCUAACAGAAUCCAGAGAUAUGGAUAAUGAAAGGCACUUAUCCAGCCCAGACAGCAAUCUGGGCAAAGAGGAGUCUGCAAAGCAAGAUCCUCACCUCCAACAAAGGACUGUUAGUGAAAGCCCUUUGAAGGAAGAUCCUGUUCUAUGUAUGUUUCCUAUGGAAACCAAUUUGAAAACAUCAGAGAGCCUAUCUGAGCCCAAACUGCAGCCGGACUUCUGUGAUCUUCCUGUGCCUAGUAAAAUGUCUGUAAGUCACCUGUCAAAGCAUCUGUCACACCCGCAGAUGGAAUCGCGGACUGUUUCUAAGAAGAAUGAGGGGAACAGGCAGCAGACACCUCCUACCUCACACAGAGAAGCUUUAGAAUCUACGAAAAAACAAGUGACAAGAGAUGCUUCCAAUGAGAAGAUUUCCCGUAGCACUUCCAGAGAGGAGAAACUUUGUGGGCGAACUGAUGCACUUGUAGUUAAGCACGAAGAGCCACUUAGGAAAAAAAUCCCCACCGACAGGAGAGAUGGGAUUUUCCAAAAUUUAAAUUGGAACAAAAACAGAUCUUCUGCUCGAAAAAAUAAAAAGAAGAACAGCAUCUUUCCUGCAAGGGGUACUGAACAGAAUGACUUGAAACACAAGUGGCAAGAGGUAGAGCGAUCAGACAUAAGAGGUCCUAAUAGGCUAAAACAUUGGAAUUCAUUGCCAAAUGGGGACCUGUGUAAAGGGGAACCAAAAAAUGGAAGAUUCCCACUCCGUGGAGAUACAGAAUGCUAUCAGAUCCUCAAAAAGAAACCAGCAGACAAGUUUUCUUCAGACUCCAGUUCUGACUGUAGCAGCUCUCGUGGUAGCGUAAGAGCCAGCCGUGGUAGCUGGGGAAGCUGGAGUAGCGCUAGUAGUUCUGAGGGGGAUAAGAAAAAUGGCUUAUCUACAAGGCACUUUAUUCCUUCACGUGAAAGCAUGGCGCAGAGUGGUUACCCUGCAGAAGCGCCCAUUGCUCUCAACCUGUCACACAGCAUCUGUAAUACCAGCUCAGAUAUAAAUGCUAUCCCUCAUUACCCAGAAAUGUUAUCUCCUUCUUACACCAGUGUUCCAGAUACAGAGAAAAGCAAAGGUCGGUAUUCCCAUGAAGACAUCUGGUCCACCCAACCCACUUGUUUACCAAAUGAUGUCAACUAUAAUGUGGAGAACACAGUGGCAUGUGUUUUGCGUGAUCCUACUCCUGUGCAAAAUAGUUUCAUUAAUUGGAAUUCCACAUGUGACGGACAGUUUUCUGGCAUGUAUGGACCUUUGGAGUUAAAUGACUUGGCCCCAUAUAAUGAAGAAAACAUGAAUUAUCACAGUGGUUUUUCAUGUCCUGAAGUUCAGAGCCCAGCUUUUAUUGAUCACCAGUGCCAGCCUACAUGGAAUAUGAGUGCCCCUGUGCCCCCUGCUCCUCCCCAGGACUCCCCCAUGCCCAGCACCUGGGAGCCAGCAAGCUAUUCUUACCUCUCCAGCACCAGAAGUUUGUCCCCCAUGUCAGGACUUUUUGGCUCUAUUUGGGCUCCUCGGAAUGAUGCCUUUGAUGGCUGCUGCCCAAUCAGUGGCUCUCCUCCUCAUUCUGAACACAUUGGAAAUCAAUCCGUCAUGUGCAAGCAGGAGUACUCGCCCAGAUUUAACCCCUUCCAUGCCUACAUGAACCUGGACAUUUGGACAGCAACCGCUAACAGAAAUGCCGCUUUCCCAAUUUCGAGAGACUCCGGUUACUGUGGGAACUUGUGAACUGAAUUUGAUCCAAGAUAAUGUGAAUAUUAAUGCUUGCAGUUUUGAUCACUAGAGUGAGCAAGUUAUUGUAAUAGAAUACAAUAUUGGUGAAUAUUCUGGCACUUUUUAUAUCAAUAAAUUUUUUUUUUUACGGA